AGUCACAUGCCUCGUUCUAGUAGUUAAUCUGAAAUAUGAAUAAACCGGAAGCUUUGUAGUCUUAUGCCUCGUUUUAGUAGUUAAUUGGAAAAAAAAUUGUCUGCCAGCAGUCCAGUACAAUACAAGUUCGUAGUCUCUCUCAAUACAGACAAGCGAGUUUUAUGCUGAUUCCCGUUCCGAGCGAGGAUUUAUCGACCUGACCGCGUGGAAUGUCAGUCGUAGGUGAGCCUGACGCACUGCGCCACGCGAGCCUUCUGCGCAUAUAUAUAUAUCGUGGGUACUUCCUACUUACCUGAGACACACACGCUGACUCACUCAUUUGACCUGCGUCCUUGAACUUGAAAGUGUAUCCGGUACGAAAUUAGUGACUCAGGUCUCGCAACGACGUGACUGCCACUCCCUUUUCUAUCAAAUUUAUUAACCUGCCAACAGGUCUUUUCUUCUUUUCCAUUUCUGUUCAUAAAAUUUAACUAAUUUUACAAAAAUAAAUAUUUCGAUUUUUUUUUACCCAGAAGUAAACUCUCAACUACACUAAAGGUUUCCUAAUGGCCAAUUUUCUACGAAAAAAAGUGUUAGUCCCGUUUCCAGUAACGUCCAUGUGAAUCCGGAAGAAAUUCCCCGGUCAGGUCAGUGACCUGAAGUCGCGAGAAUGUGUCAGCAGUGUAAUGUUUCAGAAAGACUGCGAGAAUGUGUGAGAAACCUGCUGAAUCAUGAUCACAGAGCAGUUAUCAUCUGCACCUUCCAUUUUACUUUUGUGCUUAAGCCUUUUUCUUUUAUCUCUUAUCAAGACACAAUUUUUUGUCCAAUUUACGGCCGUAAAAAUUUUAAUCCUGGUAGAUUUAAUGUUACCUAUUUUCCUUUGCAUUUGUGUUUAGUGACUUUCCGUUUUAUUGUCAUUGCUAUCCUUUCCCAUCUGGCUCUGGCGUCCCAGUUCUACAUUUUCGGAAAAAUCCGAUUAUCUAGGCCUAGUAGACCUGUCGUUAGACGUUGCGAAAAAUCGUACAGGGAAGAAGAUUGCGCAUUUACUAUUAACCUUUUCUACACAUACAAAAUCGGUCAGAUUAAAAUUUCAAAAAGUUAAUUUUUAAAAUAUUUACAAGGUGUGAUUUUUAGGAACUAUAGUUCUUAUAUUCGUGUACUAAAUUUAGAUGAAAGACAGUAACUGUAUGUAAAAUAGAGCUCAUUUAAUGGAAGUAGGUCAUGAAGUAGAAACUGAGAAAAAAAAAUCAAUAAAUACAAACAUAAAGCGCCAACCAAUCAAAUAACUUAUUAGAAUAGAUACUAAACCUAAACUAUUACCAAUUUUCAUAUUGUCAUUUCGGUUGUUGGAGUGCAAAUCAAUGUCAAACUGAGAAACGGGCAACUGUGUCAAAUAUGACGCUUGAUCAACAAAUUGCCUACUAUAGUAUAAAACAAUAUACCUCACUGGUUGAUAUUUCCGCUCCCUGUUUGAAGUAAUGGUAGAUUACUCUGCUUAGCUACGAAGAAGUGGACAGAUGGACAAUUGUUUGAGUUCUUUGUAAAACACUUGACAGUAUGAGCGUACAUAACGUGUGUGUAUAUUGUUCUUUGUGUAUGAGUGUAUAUUGCAGAAGUGAGCGUAUCUGUUAUAUAUGAAUAUAAGUGCAUGGUUGUUGGUGAUUUAGUCUAUGUAUGAUUUUUGUAAAGCGCUAUAACCAAUUUUUUGGAAAGGCACUAUAUCAAUCCAUUUUAUUACUAUUAUUAUUCAAACGCCAAAGCUGCAUAAAGAUUAAUUUAAAAGUAAUAUAUAAUUUUGAAAGUAUGAACUGAAACGUGUUUGUACAUACAGCCGUUAUUGAUAUCUCAAGAUGGUGGUAUAGAUCUUGCUGAACUUUUAAGUAUCUGUUUUCUGAUGUACACAAUACUGUUCAUGUUUGCUCACUCAAAUAGAAACCUCCAGCAUGAAAUCUAAAAGCGUUUUUUAUUUUUUAUUCAAGAAAUAGAUAAUCAUAAAAAUCAACGCACCUGAUAUCCAAUCUUCAUAGGUCAUGGAUUCACAAACAAUACACUUAUUGACAACUUCUGCAGUUUUCAUAAUAUUACAAGAAAUCACAUGAAACCCACCUUGCAGCUUCAACCUAAAGUAGAGUAGGCGAAAUAAGUAAGAAAAAAACCCAAACUUGACACAUGUUGGGUGAUUGAGACAUUUUAAAGUUUAUUCCAUCAGAGGAUGAAAAUGGUAAUGAAUCCUCAUAACAACCCGUAUCUCUAGAGAUUAAGCAACAAUAUAAAGCUCAGUGUUACGACUGGGAUGUGCAGUGAACUUGACCAUGCACAAGCGGUAAAAAGUCUUCAUAAUUCACCAGUGUUCAGAUACAACAGCCAAGUACUUUCUUUUAUUUUAACACUCAAAUUUCUAGACUUAUUUCUGAUUUCAAGUUUUUAUGGUACCAAAUUGAUAUUUUCAUGACGAGGAUAUAAUCAGGCUUUGAUUCAACUUCGUGAACUUACGACGUGUAUAAAAGUAUAUUUCAGAAGAAUGAGUCCAUUACAAGCUUAAGUUUAUGUACGAACAAGCUGACAUAGUGUACAGUUCUUUUUUAUCUUUGUAAACAUAUCUUUAUCGAACCUUUACAUUAAAAUGCAUAUCUGAAGAUGGAAGAGAAUGCAAAAUCCUUGGUCCAAUGCCAGUGAAAAAAGAAGCUGAUGGGCGGAAGUUCUCAGAUCUUGAGUAAUUUAUCGUAGUGUACCAUCGUGAACACGUGAAGACUGUCAGGAUGCCAACUUUAAAUAGCACAAGGGAGACGAACGAAGCAUUAACAACCCAGAAGAUUCUUCUCUUCUCCUUUCAUAAUAUGUGGACGCCAUUUUAGCCGGUUCUUCAGACGUCGGUAAAAUGGUAUUUAUUAUAUUUAUCGAGUUACAACAAAUCCAGCUUAAGAGACAGCUUAAGAUAAAACAAAAUAUGCUGCGUUAUGAGCAUAUAUUUUUCUUUUGCUACAUUAGAGUUUUAUUCCUUUAAUAUAAUACCUGUUAAAAUUGGAAUUUUGAAUUGAUAUUGAAGAGAUUCGUUUGUUGUACGCAUGUAGAGCGAACAUAAAACAGGUUACAGAAAAGACAGGACUUUUCUUAAACUGUAGCAAAUUUGACAUUAUUGGUGUAGCUGUACACUUUCCAGGGUUGUAGUUCACUGCUCUGUAGGCAGAGCAGUAAACAUGAUGCAAAAAUACUCUUAAUACACGUUUGCUUCAUAAAUGUUAUUCCCAAUUGUUAUUUCUGGUACCUGAAUAUUAUUUGCAUAUUUUUACAUAUUGUAUUUUUGUCUGGUAGGAUAAAGAAGCUACAGAGGAGAGCAUGUUUGUUUUGUCUGGUCAUCCCAAGUCUGCUUUAAUACCUGAGACAAGGAAAGCUAUGUCACUACCAUAAAAAUGCUAAACCUAAGGAGAGACAUGAACUUUUGUUUCUCUCAACCGAGGGCGCGUCCAUUUCAUGCAGCAGUUGUGUUUAUCGUCAGACUUUGGAUUUUAUGCAGGACUGGAGUGUCGGCGCAAGAUGUUACAUGUGACAUCCCUUCAACUAAUCCAACUGGAAAAACUUCGCUAACAUGCCAGUUUCCCGAGGAUGUUAGUCAGACAAGAAAUGAUUUUAGUGUCUAUCUGUACAAAGAAGAAGGAAGCCAUGAUGCAGUCGACGUGUUGGAUUGCUGGUGGCUGUCAGGAAAAAUGGAAUGUUUUGUGCUGCCAGGAUACAAGUAUAACAUGAUGAUAUCUGAUAAACUUACUCUGGAAAUUCCACAAGCUAGUUCUGAACAAGUUGGAAUAUAUACAUGCCGCCUUGGAAACGUGGCUUCCAAGUAUAGUAAGCCCUGUGAGUUCAGGAUUAAAUUAGAUGAGAGAACAAUGUGUGAUAUUCGUUCAGCAGGGGAAAAAUCAGACAGGUCACUAACAUGCUACUUCCCUGUGGACAUCAAUAAGACCAGAGCUGACUUUACUGUUCACCACUAUUCCGCUCAUGGUGUUGAAGAUACUGUGGUCUCUUGUAAAUGGAGAGGAGACAUUCCGAGUUGUACAACGAUCCGCGGCUACAAGUUUGACAGAAGUGUGUCAGAUCAUCUUACUAUUAUAAUCCCCAGCGCCUCUGAGGACCAUGAAGGGACGUAUAGUUGUCAUACUGCGGGUCCUGGAACUGUCAGCUUUGACAACUGUACCCUUACCCUGGAAGAAGAAACAACUUCUUCUUGUGACAUUUCAAGUGUUGCAGAGAUGGAACCGACAGAGCUAAUAUGCAUAUUUAGUCUUGAUGUUAGAGUCACUAAGAGGAACUUUAGAGUUCUUCAUCAUGAUGGUAAUGGCAACAAAGGUGCAAGUGUGGUGACCUGUUUAUGGGUGAAAGAUGAAUUUGUUUGCGCCACGGUUCCUGGGUAUGAGUUCAACAAAACCGUUACUGAUCACCUCGUCGUCCGACUUCCUCGAGCGUCACGGAAACACAGCGGAAACUAUAGUUGUCAAGUUCUGGGCUCUAACAUCGAGGGCUUUCAAACGUGUGAAUUUUUUGUCACACCUGAUGGAUUUACAGAGGAAGCUAACUCCAGCCCCUUGCAUCUAACUACGACCCUCAGUGGCAUCGUGUUGAUGUUGAUUCCGGUGACUCUUAUCAUGAUAAUUGUGGUUCAAAAACGAAAAUCGUUGAAAAAGAAACCCGAGGUUCCUUUUGAGGGAACAGCAAUGCUAACAGAAGAGGGUCGCGAAGAAGCUUGUACACAGACCGGAGGAGCAGUAGAAAGUGAAACUAAAGAUGACGCUUGCGACAUUUGCCUGCACCUUAUUUCAUCACCACAAGCUGCUUUACUUGGAAGUCAGCUUUUUCUAGACUCUUUGAAACAGAAGACAGGGGCCGAUGUACAAUUUGACGAUGAUCUAUUUGAUGUCAGAGGCAUGCCAAGUGUCACCAUCCGUGGCUCUCGAUCCAAAAUAGAGGAAACACUCAAGCUCAUUAGCAAGGAAAACAUCUUAACACAAGUCGAGACAUUCUGGCUCCAGUGGGUUGAGGCCGCGUUCCCUGACCUCGACUCACGCGCCUACUUCCUGCCUCCUGUCUACGUCAACCGCGUGCCGAUGACUAGACAGGAUGUUAGGAUCAUUCAGUCAGCACCUGAAAAGGUUUCUCAGUUCAAACGAACGGGAAUGGCUUCUUUUACUGAUACGGUGCCCAGUUCUCAAAGUCGCUUUUACGACAAUGAUGUUAGAAUUGAUGCAGCCUUGCAGCGGGUGCUCGUCUCUUUACUAAAAAUGUUCGAGGAGAAUAGAGAAGCUUUGGUUGGACUGAGCAAACUUCUGAGUGAGCAUUGGUACGCCACCGAAGUCGAUCAACUACCUUUUCCUAACAGUCUCUAUCAUGCUCUGCUAUGGACCUGGAGAAGAGGAAUGUUUGAUGUGAUUCUCAUUCACCGACAUUACGGAUUAAUCAUCUGUAAAGUAAAAGCUUUUGGUGAGAAUAUAAAGGAAAUGAAGACGCCACAGAAGUGUGUAGACUACAACAUUAGAAAGAAACUAACCCAUGCCGUGUCACAGCUGGACAAGGCGGAGGCCAUGUUGUCUCACCUGGUGUCCGACAUCGCUCCCGGUCUGCGCAUCACUAAGACCAUCGCUUUCCCCAACCUCACGACUCGUCAACUACAACACGCCAUCUCCGGCGAUUCACAGCUGAUUGAGGAUCUGUGUCGAUGUCUGAGAACAUCAAACCCCGCCGACAUCCCAGGUCUGUGUCUGUGCUGUGAUCAGUUGUCUGACCCCAAGACCCCGUGUGACGUCAGUAGUCACGUGCUGAGGGAACUCGGACACUGGUGGCAGCGACGUGUGGCUGGGGUUGGACCUGACAGUCACAUGACCUUUGACCUGUACAAGACACUGGUAGCGAGGUGUUCACUCUCAUUCAACUUUCUAUUUGAUACAAAAAUGAGUCGAUGACUGAAAACGAAAGCAUGGUAUUUCUUGUUAAUAGAAGACAAAGUCAGGAUUUGACUUAUUCUUACAAACAAUAACUUCUGAUUAUCGGCUUCUUAGCUGCGGCUUAGGUAAAAAGUGAAACUUCCUUCCCUAUGUUAUAUCUGUCACUUACCCGCCAUUAAGUUGUGACUGAUUGCUUGCGACCUUUAGUUGACUCUGGGUAGCAAUUUUAACACAGAGUUUGAAUGUAGAAGACUUUGAUGUCUAAAUUAAAUGUACCACCACACACGUAUAUUUAAAUGUAAAUACUUAAAUAUAAGUAAAUGUACUAUAGAACAUGUAAAAAAAGAGAACGCAGAACCAUCCUAGGCGAAUGUAUCCUUUGCUUUAUGGUAUGGUUUGUUUGUUCUCUGGAUGCUUACUUCUUCAAGUGUAUUACAUAUUAUAUUACAGUUUAAAAGAUAAGUUGCAUUUUCGUUAAAAGUCAAAGGUGUAAUCAUCUCUAUGAAAGUAAUUAAAAGAAGUUUGAUAAGGCACGGAGUAUCUGGCCCUAUAAAAAGUCAUAUUUACAAUUAUUGAUACAGACGAUCCUUUUUUCUUGAAAAAGUGAUAGACAUGCUUCUUGAUAAGUGAUGAAUACUUUAAAGUUUCUUGGUAAGUUCUAUAGUUGUUUUCUAAUAAGUUAUACAGAUUUUUUAUGGUAAACCUCACUUCUUUUUUUGUUAAGUAGAUUUAUAACAUUCAUUUUUUGUUAUCAGCGAUUAAGAUGUUUCUUGAAAUGUAUCUUCCUCUCGUUUUAUAAAAGCAAAAGGUAUUGCCGAAAGAUGUCAGAUGCUAUCAUUAAUAAAUUCUUGAUAAAUAACUUUGUAAUCCCAGACAAAGACAACUGUAUGUCUGUGCAACAAAUUUGUUUAAACCAGAUUUCUCUUAAUGUCAGAACGUGAAUCUAGUAACCGUCGCCUGUUGUAGUCUAAUGUCUCUUUCUUACACACACAGCGAUGACACGGUUGUAUUUUCCAUGAGUGACUGGUUUUAGGGUUCCACGUUGCUUCAAGCUUUCUUUCUCAUGUAUAUUUUACACACAUACACACGUAUACAUUUAUUUGAAAAAUAAAAUUGCAAUCUAAAGUACUAAAGACUGGGAAAGGCAGUUGCUUACCAAAAGGUAGAGAACAUGGGGUACUUCUUUGACUAUUACGUUUCAGUUUGCUGGAGCAGGUAAUUAGCAAGAGAUGAUUCUCAAAAACAACUUGCUGGUUGGUCGGCUGUGCAUCUGUCUCGUGCUGAAAACAUUAUGUGACCACGAACUCCAGCUUAUCUAUAUAUAGGAAAACAUGCAUUUGUACUUGAUACGUUUCCUUGACAUUGAUAUUAUAAGGUGCGUAACCUGUGGAUUUAAGCUCGCAGCCAUCUUUUUUUACUAAAAAUGACUACAAUUUUUUUUUCUGAGCAAUAGAAUGAUGAGUUCAUACAAAUGCUGUCAAUAAAGGUAAACCUUUAAGAUCUACCUGAAUGUUGACAUGGAAGAAGUUUCUGACAUAGGAAGGAGAUCUGUCAAUCAGAAAGCCUGUAUUCUAUCAUGUACAAAUUUUAAACCUGUAAAGUCAAGAUAUAAUAAUAAGAUAAUACCUUACUUCAAAGUUAUGAUAAUAUUAAUGUUGUAUACAAAUACGCAAUCUCAAAUAACAACACAUUUAACCAAUCGUUUUGAGAAUGGUGGUGAUUGGCUAUUCAAUUUUAUUUUCUUUGUAUUUUCCUUAUGUAAAAUAUUUUGAGGAGAUUUUUUGUCUAGGAGUGUCAAUACAAAUAUGGAUUUAGCACUGUGUCAAAGUGCUUGAGAAAUGGAUUGUAAGAAUCAGAAAUGAACACGUUUUGGAUUUGUGCAUACCUGUCGUUCCUGUCAGGUCAAUUUGAUGCCUCUAUAGUCUAUAGUAUAUCCAUAUGAACGUAAACAUGUGGUAUUAUAUAUAUUGCACUGGAAUUACGUAUUUUACAUCUCUUACAAUGGUGUUUCAUGGUGGCUAGUGGUGUUAUUUUACAUGAAGUCCGAGGCUGAUGUGAAGAAGCAAAAUAAAAUUUCUUACUUAAACUGUCCAAUGCAACUGAAAAUAUGAAUCAGCUGAGUUCGUGCUUGGCGAGAAUCGACGUCGGUGUGUAUGAGCAGACUUAACUGCUUACUUAGUUUUAGGGUCAAGACCUGUCGUCCUUGGUGGGGAUUCCCUUCCUUCAUUGAUUGUUUAGAGACAAACAGCAAAUCAACCAUUGCCUUCUUAAGAGCGCAUCGUUUUGUGUUUGUUUCCAUUCACUACUGAAACAAUUUCACAGAGAUUUGCCUGAGUGUGAAGAUGAAAGCAUUCAACAAAACUCUAACAAGGAAGAAAGAUCGCACGGCAAAUUGGAAAACCGUGCGAUUCGGCUUCUCAGUUGAAGAGCAUAGAGGCCCUGUUUGAGCCCAUAUUAAACACAGACUGAGAAGGAAAAAACUUAAAGUUUGGGGAAAAAGCUGGAAGUUGCAGCCUAUGCUCGUGAUGAGCAAAAAAAAAAAAAAAA
Pomacea canaliculata is the source of this 8456-nucleotide messenger RNA. RefSeq lists its product as uncharacterized. The transcript has 14 exons. Bases 3390 to 5927 code for a protein of 845 amino acids. The record is from RefSeq and is a predicted model, not a curated record. NCBI's taxonomy places the organism in Eukaryota, Metazoa, Mollusca, Gastropoda, Architaenioglossa, Ampullariidae.